CAAUCUAAUCACUUCGAUAGCUAUGCACUAAUCGCCAUAUAUGCUGAGUAGGUACAUUCUGCCACAGAAUACGAUAACAGCACCACCGAUCACGGAUACUUUAUCACCGAAAUAUCAAUAUUUUAUCACUAAAUAUUAUUUUAAUUACAUUCUUAAUCAGAACUAAUUAAUCUUCCUUUUAAUACGCGGACGAUAUGCUCGCCGUUUUAGUUUACACAUAUCAGUAACGUAAUGAAUGGGAAUAUUAUAAUAUUAGCAAUAUGUGUUUCUGUUUUUUAUGUGGUUUGUGUGCACUGUGAACGGAGGAAGCUUCUGGAACCAGAAAUUGAAGCGUUUGAUAAAGAUAAUGUGGGGAAAUUCUUAGGCAACCAUCCUAACAUGGUUGGUCAGUCCAAUGAGGCGGCACGACGAGUGGCUUCCACUGUUCAUCAGACUGUCAACAGAUAUUACUGCUCCUUGGACUCCAUCAUUGAAGGCAGUCAUUUGAUGGUGUAUGGCUCGAGCGGCUGGACGUUUCCCGUGCAGGAUGUGAACCUUACACUCAGGUACCCACCGGAUGAUAAAGAGGCAAUCUUACACGAAGACGAUGAAGAGUACAUUGUAACUGGUUUCAAAGUAAUCCUGUAUAUAGACGGACCCUCGAGUGAGGGGUACAUCAUGGAAGGCGGUGUUUUACAGGACACAAUAACAUUGUCGUUUGUUAGCAGUAAGCUCACCUCACUAAGUUACGAGUUCUGGCUGUACGGAGCUAGGAAGGAUACGCCCGGCCUAACACUAAACUCACACUAUCGUCUGUGUUAAUAAAAUGGUUGCUGUUUAUUAAUCCAAAUAGGUUCUUUAACUACGCAAUCCUAACAUCUUUGGCGUAUGGGCUUUGGGAACUGGGUAUAGAGAGUAGGCCCAAGUUCCUUGUUCCGUUUGUUAGUGACUGUACUCGCCUCUUUUCGAGGACACGAGAAAAUGGGACAGUUUGGAAGUCUGAAGGUUUAAAGAGUAUCAAAUAAAAGUUUUGUUUUACACAUGUUA
Messenger RNA from Spodoptera litura, 1026 nucleotides. RefSeq lists its product as uncharacterized. The record is from RefSeq and is a predicted model, not a curated record. Lineage: Eukaryota; Metazoa; Arthropoda; Insecta; Lepidoptera; Noctuidae.